AGUCGGAGUCCUGACUUUCGACUUUGAUUUGACAGGAAGCACUAAGGUUUUUUUUCGCCGAGUUGACUGGGCGACCUAGCUGUAUGUAAUAUCUCUUUCUCUCGCUUUCGCAAAAUCUUCAGUGUCCUCCACCUGAACCAACGAAACUACUACCCCGAGGUACGUACUUAAUUGAAAUGAAUUUCGUCACGAUGUGAAGGUUUUGUAACAAACAGUAUCUGUUCAGCAAGUACUCAAUCUCAAACAAAGUAACAUCCCCUAUUACCAUCCUUACUCGAAGUUUCUUGUUGCCCGCUCACUUCCUUUCGGGAGCUGACGUGUUUGGCUUUUUCUGAACCUGUAUGAACACCACGAAUUACAACACAGUAGACGACAGUUCGGCUACUGUAAUUAGAUCGACAUCAUCUUCAUCAACUACUCCUAGAGUUGUACAAGACCAGCAGGAUUCUAAUCACGAACUACACACUUCUGCUGAAGACCAACAAGACAGAAUGUUUGAGGUCGUCGGAAACCAACAGCCGGGAGGUUCUUUCGGCUCCAACAGUUAUGACCGUUUCGGGGAAGACUUGAUGGCGGAGAAGGUGGUGCGGCGGGGCUUCAUCCGGAAGGUGUACGGAUUACUCACCAUGCAACUUCUCUGCACCACACUAAUCGCAGCCCCUUUCGCGACCCACAUGAUCAGCAACGAAUGGGUGGUGAAUAACGCCUGGCUCGGUUUGAUCUCCAUGGUCGGGUCGCUAGCGAUCGUCUGUGCGGGUAGUUGCAACCCGGAGCUGUUUCGGAGGUAUAGUAGAUACACUGCUUCACCUUAACGAAGUGGGAGAUGCCGAUGCUCUACUGCUCCUGCUCAUCAUGAUAAUCUGUCGGCCUUUUUUAUGUAAUUAAUUUUGUUCAACACCGACCAGAACUAAACUCGCCUUCGACCCGCAAAAACAAGAAAUCCAAAAAACAAACCCAGGUACCCAUCCAACUACCUCUGCCUCAUGGUGUUCACCAUCCUCGAGUCCGUUUUAGUUGGUUUCGUCGUCUCCGCGUAUAACACGCAGUCCGUGAUCCUCGUCUUUCUCCUCACCUGCACUAUUUUCGGCCUCCUCUCCUGCUACGCCAUGUGCACCGAUACGGACUUCACCGGGAUGGGAACCUACCUCUUCGCCUUCCUCGCCGGAUUGUGCGUCAUGUCACUGGUGUUGAUGUUUUUCCCCGGCCCGGAAGUGGACAAAUUCCAAGCGGGAAUCGGCGCGGUCCUGUUCAGCUUCUACAUCAUCUACGAUACCCAGCUGAUCAUGGGCGGCAAGCACAAGGUGCAGUUCAGCAUCGACGACUACGUGUUUGCGGCACUGAACAUCUACAUGGAUAUUCUGAACCUGUUUUUAGACCUGCUCCGAAUCCUGGGAGAAAACUCGAACAACUGAAGCGCCGGAUGCUGAGCGAGAUGCUAAGAUGGCGAUGAAGAACAGGACCAAGAUUGAUGCCAUGAGGUCGGUGUGUUUUUGUUGAAAAGUAGAUUUAUGACCACGGCGAUCAAGUAUGAUGCCGAUUGCGAAACACGAGUCACAAGUAAGUAUCUUACACAGCGAAUGCGAAAGGACGAUAGGGAUUCUUUUUCUUAUGAAUGUGGACACGAACAAUGCCAUCCAAUUUUUGCAGUCGGCACCUCCGAAUUAUUAUUAUAAACGGAUGAAAUAGAAUCAGGAUCAGCGUAGAAGUACUACUGCGAGUUAUGCCUCCAUGGUGAGCGGAAAAAAUCGCACACAUGCCCAUGCGUCACGACGUCGACUUAGACCUACAUAUUACUAUUCCGGCGACAUUGAAGAUGUUGAGAAGGGAAAAUUCCGGUCAACCGAUCUUCAUUCGCUGUCCGAAAGUGAAACUGACAUGUUCAUCUACACCUUUCACUUCAUAUGUGCAGUCUGAUCGAGGAGAUUCCAAACAGAAAAAGAGCGGUAUGAGCCGCCAGAAUUUCAACACCACAAAGUCAAAGAGACAUAGCAUACUCGUGGUAAAGCCAAAGCCAAAGGCAGCGACUGUGUAGUGUGAGAAACCAUGAUGGAAGUAUUUCAUUCCGAUUUUUCAAAAGUGCGAG
Amoebophrya sp. A120 is the source of this 2083-nucleotide messenger RNA. Lineage: Eukaryota; Dinophyceae; Syndiniales; Amoebophryaceae. The record is from the annotation of a GenBank genome assembly.